This is a messenger RNA of Apus apus (common swift), 1768 nucleotides long. It is a transcript of the gene TMEM231, whose product is annotated as transmembrane protein 231. Gene Ontology annotation, cellular component: ciliary membrane; ciliary transition zone. The record is from RefSeq and is a predicted model, not a curated record. The coding region runs from base 9 to 971 and encodes 320 amino acids. Gene Ontology annotation, biological process: cilium assembly; regulation of protein localization. Lineage: Eukaryota; Metazoa; Chordata; Aves; Apodiformes; Apodidae. The transcript is spliced from 7 exons.
GCGCGGCCAUGGCGGGCCUGGAGCUGUUCUCUCACCCCGCGCUCCGGACGCGCUACCGGGCCGGGCUCUGCUCCGCCGCGGCGCUGGCGCUGCUGCUCCUCACGGGGCUCACCUACGUGCCGCCUCUGCUGCUGGCUUACCGGAGCCACGGUUUCUGGCUGAAGCAGAGCACGUACCUGGAGCAGCCCACGGUGCGGUUCCGGUACGAGGUGCUCUUCGUGGCUACCCUCGGGCCCGGCCCGGGCAGCUUCUUGGCUUGGAGCACAUUUCCAGCAUUCAACAGGCUCCAGGAGGACCGGCUGCGGGUCGUGCUCCUGUCGACCAGAGAAGAAGACAAAAAUCAAGAUGGCAAAAUGGAUCUGUUGCAUUUUAAGCUGGAACUUCCGCUACAGCCCACAGAGCAUGUUGUUGGUGUUCAGCUGAUUCUACUCUUUUCUUACCAGCUUUAUAGAAUGUCAACACUUGUGAUGCAGACCAUGGCUUUUCUCCAGUUUUUUUCUCCUGUGCCAGGGUCUCUGCUGUAUAUGAAUGGAGACCUGAAACUGCACCAGAGGCAAUUACUUAACCAUUGUGGACUGGAUAACAGAUACAACGUGUCUGUGGUCAAUGGUACAAGUCCCUUUGCCAGUGACUAUGAUCUAACAAACAUCAUUGCAGCAUAUUGGGAUAGAAAUGUGACAACGGUCUUUUCAGAUCCCAACCCUGUUUGGGUGACUGGAAGAGCAGCAGAUACACCAUUUAUCAUUAACGCCACUAUUCAUUACCCACUAGAAGUCAUCUUAUAUCAGCCAGGAUUUUGGGAAAUGAUUAAAUUUGCCUGGAUCCAGUAUGUCAGCAUUCUCCUUAUCUUUCUUUGGGUGUUCAGUAGGAUUAAAAUGUUUGUGUUCCAGAAUCAGGUGUUGACAACAACUCCAAUAUCACCAGUUCUGCCAGUGUCUCCAGUACUGUCCUACAAGCAGCACCAGUCCUGAGGAGACGCCUGAGAACACUUUAAAGAAAUGCAGUUCAAAAAUAGAUACCUGAUUUUAUUCUCUACACACUUUUUACUUCGGAAGUAAGUACGUUCUGUUUGUGCUUCCUUUUGAAAAUACGUGUUCACUCACCUGUUUCUCUGGGAACACUGCUUUGGGACUGAACAUUUUAAUUUUAUUCACAGUUAAAGAACUACCUAGUUUUGUUUUCUGCAACUGGAACAUGCUUCAAAAACCAGCAGAAAGCAAUAUGGCUACUUUUGCAUGGUCUUAGUUUUGCUAAACCUUGAAGUCUGAAAAUAAUGUGUUAAUGGUAAUGACAUAAGCCAUUUUUACUGUCUUGUGAAUUAAUUCACUGCUGAGUUCAAGUCCUGUCAAGAGCUAUUUUUACAUGCAUUUAUGUGCAUUUCAAAAGGGAAAAUAUAAGGAAUAGGAAAAAAUGCAUGGAAGAGUUAAAGUCAGACCCACACAGAGCUAUACAUGCUCACAGAUUUAGUUAUUAAACUGGAUGAUGUGUAAAUUCAAGUUUGAUGUGAGCAACUGGGUUGUGGGCAAUAGUGCCUGCAAGGUGUGCCUAGUUGCUUACUGUUGGCAUUAUCACUGUAGCACUAGACCAUUAAGUGUGAAUUGGGAAUAGUAGAACAGAGAAGCCUGACAUUUAUUUAAAGAAAACUAACAAAAAAUCCCAAGAGAAGCUUCAGAGUUUCAAAGCAAGUGAAUAUUAUUUUCAGAAUGUAAAUGAUAACCUAGAACACAUAAAAAAUAAAUCAAUUAUAAUCACCUGAUGAGCACUGAAA